Molecule: messenger RNA, 1210 nt
Organism: Abrus precatorius (Indian licorice)
Lineage: Eukaryota; Viridiplantae; Streptophyta; Magnoliopsida; Fabales; Fabaceae
Product: protein NRT1/ PTR FAMILY 2.13-like
Exons: 2
Coding region: 80-1210 (376 amino acids)
Biological process (GO): transmembrane transport
Cellular component (GO): plasma membrane
Molecular function (GO): transmembrane transporter activity
Source: RefSeq, a predicted model, not a curated record
UUCCCCUGAAGGAAGGAAAUGAGUGAGCAGCUUCUUUAGUUGGUACUUCACUGCACAAACAGUGGUCCAGUUAAUCAGCAUGACAGCAGUAGUUUACCUCCAAAACAAAAACUGGUCCUUGGGUUUUGGCACACUAAGUCUGCUAAUGAUGUGUGCAAUUAUCAUCUUUUUUGUUGGAACAAGAGUUUAUGUUUAUGUUCCAGCAGAGGGGAGCAUAUUUUCUAGUAUUGCACAAGUGUUUGUUGCAGCUUAUAAGAAGCAUCACCACCAAAAUCCAUCAAAAGAAGAGGAAAGUGCUUACUAUGAUCCCCCACUUGAAGAUGAUGAAACACUCAAGAUGCCUCUAACCAAACAACUCAGGUGCUUAAACAAAGCUGCUCUGAUCCAAGACACUGAAGUUGAUGCACAAGGUCAGGUAACAAACUCAUGGAGACUUUGCAGCAUUCAACAAGUUGAGGAAGUCAAAUGUUUGAUUAAAAUGCUGCCAAUUUGGGCUUCUGGUAUCGUCUGUUUGAUACCCAAUGCACAACAAAGCACAUUUCCCAUAUCUCAGGCCAUGAAAAUGGAUAGGCACCUUGGACCCCACUUUGAAAUUCCUGCUGCAUCAUUUGGUGUAGCAUCCUUAAUCACCAUUGGUAUAUGGCUCCCAUGCUAUGAACUCUUUGUGCAACCAGCUCUAGCAAAAAUCACCAAACAUGAGGAAGGGCUCACAAGCCUUCAAAAGAUAAUAGUUGGUAACAUUUUUUCAAUUUUUACAAUGGUAACUGCUGGCUUGGUGGAGGGGAAAAGAAGGGGUGUGGCUAUGUCACAUGGAAUUGCACUUGAUGGAACUACCUCCAUUUCUGCCAUGUGGCUAGUGCCACAAUAUGUCCUACUAGGAUUUUGUGAAGUGUUUACCAUUGUUGGACACAUUCAGUUCUACAAUAGUGAAUCACCAGAGAAAAUGAAAAGUAUUGGUAAUUCAUUGCAAUUUCUUGUGUUGGCUUUCUCAAAUUACAUUGGCACCUUGGUGGUGGACAUUGUGCACAAAGUGACGCAAAAACUAGGUAGAACAGAUUGGCUGAACGAUGACAUCAAUGCUGGUAGAUUGGAUUAUUAUUACCACCUCAUUGCAGGGUUAGGUGCUCUCAAUCUUGUCUACCUCAUGUUUUGUGUCAAACGCUAUAGCUACAAGUUCAAUGUGAAGGUAAAAGUAGUAGACACAGCUUGA